AUGGCCAUAGUCUCAGAUGAUCCCGUUUGGUGGCCGAUCAUCGAGUUUUGUCGUCUUUACAGCUAUAAUCUAGCUGCAUGCUCUGUUGUGGUGAUAUACGACUGGGCAUUGACAUUCGAACAAGAGUUCGAAUUGAUCUUGAGGCGACGUUGGACCUCCAUGACUGUUCUUUAUAUCUGUGUGCGGUACAUUGGAAUACUAUAUUUUGCGUACGUUUGCAAGGUUAUCUACAUCACACUGCAAUGUGCCAAUAAGUCCCCUCUCGCAACCAGUGUUAACAUUAUGCUGUUACUCCCUAAUACCUGGAUUACAGAUGUGGCAUGGAACCCUGUCAUCGUCAAUGCCAUGUUGGGCGUCAUCAUGAUUGCUCGGAUAAAUGCCAUGUAUGAGGGAUCGAAAAAAAUGUUCAUAUUUCUUGUUGUAGCCUUGUCGGCUUCCACGAUCGCCUCCGGGGUCAUGGUGGUAAUCGCAAACCUGGGUGUUUCAUCGCAGGAGGCCGUCCUUUCCGGCUACCAUACCUGCAUUACCACAAUUGAUGCGGAAAUGAUGCAUCUGUUUUACGAGAGUGUGAUAUCUACUGUUGUAUGGGAGAUCCUCGUCUUGUUUCUUGCACUCUGGAUUGUUUUAAAGCACUUCCGUGAACUGCGACAAUCGCCGACAAGAUUGAACAUUGACCACUGUUUCACGAUAUUAAUGGAGAGUCACGCGCCUUACUUUCUAGUCUUUGUUAUUAUGACUUGCUUCACACUUGGCUCAAUAUCUCCAAAUAUCACGAACACCAUGGAACGUCUUAUUUACUUUAGUGUUUGGGCAACCUCCCAGAUGUUGCAGAUGUUUGUGCUGGGACCGCGUCUGAUCCUCAGCGUUCGAACCAAAUAUGAAGCCAGGGCCGAGGGGGGAACAAGCAUGAUGUCCAUGGCUUUCCAUGCUAGUGAAGAUGUGUUGACCGGCGAAGAUGCGUUGACUAGCAAAGAUGAUGUGUAG
Suillus plorans is the source of this 984-nucleotide messenger RNA. RefSeq lists its product as uncharacterized. Bases 1 to 984 code for a protein of 327 amino acids. The record is from RefSeq and is a predicted model, not a curated record. The transcript is spliced from 12 exons. NCBI's taxonomy places the organism in Eukaryota, Fungi, Basidiomycota, Agaricomycetes, Boletales, Suillaceae.